AUGAGGGGCCGGCUGCUGGCGCGGCUGCGCCGGCGGCGGCUGCCGCGGCUGCUGGUGGCCCUGGGCGUGCUGGCCCUGGGGCUCUGGGCCGCUUACCUGGAGCUGGUGGCUGCGGCCGGCGGCGGGGCUCCCCCGGACCGCAGAUAUGAGAGCUGGAGGGAUCUGGCUAAGGCUCUGGCAGACACGAAUGUCCCAGGUGGGGAUGCAAGCCUUCAGUUUUACUAUCUGAAGAAGCUGAGACAUCAGAACCAAGAGCUGCAAAGAGAUGGAAGGAAUAAAUCGAAUUAUGCAGCUGUGGACAACCCUGUUCGGUGGAUACCAGAGUUCCAGGGCCAGGCCAAUCUGCACGUGUUUGAGGACUGGUGCGGCAACUCCAUUGAGCAGCUCAGGAAAAACCUGCACUUCCCCCUCUUCCCCCACACACGAACGACACUGAAGAAGCUGGCUGUGUCCCCAAAAUGGACCAACUAUGGCCUCCGGAUAUUUGGCUACCUACAUCCUUUCACCAAUGGGGAGUUUCAGUUUGCCAUUGCUGCGGAUGACAAUGCUGAGUUCUGGCUGAGCCCAGAUGAAAAGACCUCUGGUCUCCAGCUGCUGGCCAGUGUAGGCAAGACAGGGAAGGAGUGGACUGCGCCAGGGGAGUUUGGGAAGUUUCACAGCCAGCAGUCAAAGACGGUGAGGUUGUCAGCUACAGGCAGGUACUAUUUUGAGGUGCUGCACAAGCAGGAUGACCGAGGAACAGACCAUGUGGAAGUAGCAUGGAGACUGAAUGACCCAGAAGCAAAGUUCAAAGUCAUUGACUCCCAGUACCUCUCCCUUUUUGCUAAUGAGACACUUUUAAAGAUGAAUGAGGUUGGGCACAUCCCGCAGACGUUGGCCAGUCACACGAGGCGGCCUGCUGACAGCGCGGGUGGCCAGGCGCACCCAGCCGAUAUGUUGAAGCCUGACCCCCGGGACACCCUUUACAAAGUGCCUCUGCUCAACAAGUCUCGUGUGCGACGUGCCUUGCCAGACUGCUUGUACAAGCCCAGCUACCUGGUGAAUGGAUUUCCUCUGCAGCGCUACCAGGGACUCCAGUUUGUUCAUUUAUCCUUUGUUUACCCGAACGAUUACAGCCGCCUGACCCACAUGGAGAAAGACAACAAAUGCUUCUAUCAGGAAAACUCUUAUUACUUGGAAAGAUUUGGCUUCUACAAGUACAUGAAAAUGGAUCGACCAGAGAAGAGCCUGGACUCUGGAGAAAAGACAGAGCAGCCAGGCUCCCAGGAGGGUAACGUGGAGGAGCUGCAGUACACGGAGCAGGACACAGAGAGUCCCAGUGCCCCGGAGCACGGCGGCAUGGGGAGGGCAGAGCUGGCAGCCAACACUCUCAGCAGCCUGCUGGGCAGCGAGAACAUUCACCAGGACUAUUCCUUCCAGGAGCGGCGGCGGCUCCUCUCUGUGAUGGAUGGUGACAUAGGAGAGGGGAUACAGAGAAGGACAAAGAGGUCUGGUGUCAAAUCAGCCAUGCUGGCCUCGGCCAACCAAAGCUUCAGCCAGGCUGGCGUAGAAGGGAACCCAGUAAUCAAGAGACCCCAUUUAAAAGCUGGUGACAAAGACAACUCCAGGAGCCCUCUGCAGCAGGCCAGGGGUGUCCAGGGCAGAACACCUGUGAAAAAGGAUAACUCUCCUUCUAGGGCCUUGUCUCAAAGGCAGCAGCCUCUUGGCAGCCCCAGGGACUCAGGGGUUGUGAUUCCUGAAGGAGUGAGACCUCAAGGAGACCUGAGCACCGCCAAGGACCGGCUGCAGGCAGCAGGCGCCGUGCCAGCUGGGAAAGGAGGUCCAGUUGCUGGUAAAGCUAGCAGACGUGUGGUGGGCACCGCCAGCCCCAGCCAGCAGCCCGGCCUGCCACAGUGGCUGAACCAAGUGGAGUCCUACAUUGCUGAGCAGAAGGCAGCCAAUGGUGGGCACCGGGCCAAGGGAGAGGCACAGGUGGUAUCUCCCAUGAAGGGCAAGUCUGGACCUGUGGCAGCAGAAGAGGAAGAGGAAGAGGCGGAUGGGGAGGCAGAGGAGGAAGAUGAGGAGGAUUUUGAUUAUGUGCCAGUGUUCGACCAGGCAGUGAACUGGGAGCAGACCUUCAGCAUAAGCAACCUGGACUUCCACAUGCUGCGCACAGACUGGAUUGACCUGAAGUGCAACACAUCAGGAAACUUGCUGCUAAAAGAAAGGGAAGCCCUGGAAAUCACACGCGUCUUCCUGAAGAAGCUUAACCAGAGGAGUAAAGGGCGGUUCCAGCUGCAGCGCAUCGUGAAUGUGGAGAAGCGCCAGGACCGCAUGCGGGGCAGCCGCUACCUGCUGGAGCUGGAGCUGCUGGAGCAGGGAGAGCGGCUCGUCCGCUUCUCCGAAUACAUCUUUGCCCAGGGCUGGCAGGGCAUUGAUGGCGAUGAGGAGGAGGAGAGGAAGAUGAGGAACCUGGCGUGGGGUCGCCGACGGCACCUGAUGGCUGUGGCAAAUGAGCCAGAGCUGUGCUGGCCCCAGGGCUUUUCCUGGAACCACCGUGCCGUGGUUCACUUUGUGGUGCCAGUGAAAAACCAGGCACGUUGGGUGCUGCAGUUCAUCUCUGACAUGGAAGAACUGUUCCGAGUCACCAAGGAUCCUUACUUCAAUGUAAUCAUCACAGACUACAGCAGUGAUGACAUGGAUGUAGAGAAGGCUAUGAAAAGGUCUACUUUGCACAGCUAUCGGUACUUGAAGCUGACAGGGAAUUUCGAGCGUUCUGCUGGGCUGCAGGCGGGGAUAGACCUUGUGACGGACCCGCACAGCAUCAUCUUCCUGUGUGACCUCCACAUCCACUUCCCAGCUGGAGUCAUCGAUUCCAUCCGGAAGCACUGUGUGGAAGGCAAGAUGGCCUUCGCUCCCAUGGUCAUGAGGCUGCACUGCGGCAUGUCCCCACAGCGGCCCGACGGCUACUGGGAGGUGAAUGGGUUUGGUCUCUUGGGCAUAUACAAGUCUGACCUGGACAGGAUUGGAGGCAUGAACACAAAAGAGUUUCGGGACCGCUGGGGAGGAGAGGACUGGGAACUCCUGGACAGGAUCUUGCAGGCUGGGCUGGAAGUGGAGCGUCUCUCCCUGAGAAACUUUUUCCACUGGUUUCACUCGAAGCGGGGCAUGUGGAACCGGCGCCAGCUGAAGACGCCGUAGCCUUUCAACCCCAAAGCUGCUCAGCAGCACCGUCCACCAACUCAUCUCCACUUGUGCUUUGUUGAGGUGCACAGCCAAGCACACAAACUCCUCCUCUGCCUCCAGAGCCCUUCAAAGGGAUGGUGCAGCCUACAAAGGGACAGCCAGGCUUAGGGGAGCGGGAGCUUCUCUUGGGAGCCGUUGUACCCAAGACAUGGAAUCGAUAUGUUGCAGGGAAGGCGUGUGGGGGAGACAUCAAGUGAAGGAUUCAUGUCUCCUGCAACUCAAUCUGGUGGAUGGUGCAGAGGGAGAGGUGCCAUAUUUCCUGUUGAGUCUUGCGUGGUGCAAACCAAGCAAACACAAAUCCCAGCUAAGCCCAGAAUGGUUAAUUUAGAGUAACUCAGCUUCUCUUUCGGUACUUGAAUGAAAAAAAGGAAAAAAACCUCCAGCCCUCUCCAUUUCCUUUCCUUCCCCAUCUCUACGGUAUCCAUGCUUUUGGACAGGGGACCAAAGCAAGUUCUCUGAACUGUAUUGUGUCCAUAUGCCCAUGUGCUGACCUGAGGAAAUCUGGAAAUGUGGAGAAGCUGAUAGGCACUUUAGGCUGCUGGUGCUUAGACGUUUCUCCGUGCUUGUGACUUCAUUUGUUAUGAAAAACUGUGCUUGUAUUCAGCAAAUUAUGGGCUAUGGAUGGAGAUGCAAGUACACUUCCCUUAUGAGAGCCACGUUUGCCUGCAGCUGGGCAAGAUGGCAGAAACUGAUGUUACAACUCCACCUAAAUUAUUGAUCCACUGCCUGAGGAUUAGUGGAGGGGUUAUAUAGAAAAUCUAGGAGGGCAUCUCAGGAGGAACUUUGCAGCCUUAUCUGACAGACAUGUGUGUUUGUCCUUAUGAUAUCAGGGAAACCCCAACAGGGAAGAAGUGGCAAUAUUUUAUUAGUUGAAAUAUUGUGAUUUUGUCAGAAAAAGAGGAGACAGGGUGUUCUGCUCCCUAAAUCCUGUGCAUUUAUGCAGCAUCUAAAGGUUAAUUUAAUAAGUUAUGGCCUCACAGUUAUGUCUUGUCACAGUUUGACUUUUAUGUAAAGAGUAGGCUUCUUGGUUGAAGAGGUGGCACAGCUGAUGAUGCUUCAUCUCUGAACAGCCCUGGGAGCUCCGGCCAUUUACAGAGGAGGUAGCCUCAGGCCUUGGCACUUGCACAAAACAGUGAGGACAGAAGAGGGUUGAAUGAACAAAAGGAUGGUCAGACCUGUGGCAGCAUUGGUCCAAGAACUGUGGAAAGAGCUCCUGUCCUGAGCCGGCCUGAUGCUACAGGGAAUUCUCAACCCCUACAACUCCCAUUAAUGUUAGGCAAGGGUUUUUUACCCCUGUAGCCAUUUUACAAGACUACAGAAACACAGAAAUCUCAUCACACUCGGUGCUCUACACGGGAGUUUCAGUGUCCCCAUACCAUGCUGAAAAGGCUGCUGCUGGUCUCCUGCUCCAGAGGAGAGCAUGGCAUAGGGAUGCUGCUCAUGGUGCCCAGCUCUGUGGGGAGUUGUGGAGAAGUGAAUGAUGGAGGUAUGCAGGGUACAAGUAGUAGACAUGGUACUAGAGUCAUGGAUGCCAAUUCAGAGUAGACAUUCAUUUAUUAUUAGUUCUGUGGUGCUUGACAAGUCCAUCAAGUUCCACAAUGGCAGUAGAAAACCGAACAUGCAAGUUCUGGCAGAUGAGAUAGAAAUCUUGUCAAAUCAGCUGCUUGCCUUGGUCUGGGUCUUCUAACUGAUGGAGUCAGAAAAAGUCAACCAGAUUUUAGCUUAGCUAUGCAGUGUGCAGCAAUGCUGAGAGAAGUAGACAAGAGAUGGCUGUGUUUCUGAGUCCGUGGAGCCUUUGCCAGAAUACAGACACUUAGUGUCUCAGGUGAGGCAGCCUUAGCCUUCUGCCUAAGCCAGAGCAUUCUUUCUAUUGAGGGAAAAUCCUUUACCUUCAAACCUAAGAAAUGAAACCCUGCAGCUGGGGUGACAACAGUCAACACUUAUUUGUUUUUAAAUGUAUUAUAGGAGUUUAGGAGGCCAGAGCCCCGUGAUGCAAUGUUGCAAUAAGCUCUGUUUCUGCCUGGAAUGUGCAGUGUCAGUCAUGCUUUCAGUGCGUGUCGGAGCCUGUGCUUCACCCAGACACUGGCACAACCCCACAAGCGUGCAGGUGAGCUGCUCUGCAGGCCUCAGGACGGUGCCUGUGCAGCCUGUCUGGGCUGGCUCUGUCAUGCAAUCCCUGUGGAAUGAGGAGAGGCUGGCGGGCAGGGCGAGCGCCGGGACAUGGCAAGGCCUUAGCAGGACCCAGCUGUUUGGUCCCAUCCAGCAGAGAAUGGCACAAAAGCCUGUUUUGCGGAUGGAGAUCUGUUGUAUUUAGUGAUGGCCCUGAUGUCAUGCACAUGGAGAAAGGGUUAUUUGUACCGUGUGCUUUCACGUCUGGCUUAGAUGCGGCCUGCAGCACCUACAGUUAGCAGCUGGCAUUCAUCUGCAGACACUGGCAAGAAUUAGGUGCAUCCAGAAGGUAACUCACUUGACUUAAAUAAUCCCUCUUCCUCACCAGAGAGAACAGUCAGCAAAAAGUGAACUAGCACUCACUCUACUACUAGCAGACUUUGAGGAUUUUGUCCCCAUACUUUAGCUGUGACUGUGCUCCUUCUUUCUCACCUUGUAACCCAGGUCAAUGGCACGCAGAACUCUACCUCAUGAGGACUCCUUGGAGGAGAUGGAAGGAGUUAAUGGGUUUCAUUCCAGUUUGCUGAUGGCCAGUAUCCCCACUGUCAAAGUUGCUGUCACAAAUGUCCGUCCCUUUCUCGCACAGUGCAGAUUCUUUGUUGGUAUUUAAGCACUGCAAUAGUAAACAUGAUUAAUAUUAAUUGGCACUAGUUGGCAGCCUCCAUGGAAGAGCUUGGAAAGGACAAAAGCUGUCUUCCAGCCCACUUGCUCAGAGGGGCUACACACUGUCUAACUUGCCGGCCAGCAGAAAACCUUGCAAGAGCAGUGCUGGGCUGGUUUUCUCCCCAAACAGUCUCAGAGGGAGAGCAGGGAGCAGGGUGGGAGCAGGUGACCCCACAGCCAUGCAGUGAAAGGCUGUGGCCAUCCAGGGGGGGUGGCUGGGUCACCACAGUCCCUGAUGGGCGAGUGGUUCCCCCCGUCACUGGUGUCACACGACUGCCACAUCUCCAGGUCCAGCUCAGCUCCUGGAGAGCAAGAGGGAAGCCAGCCUCACCAUGGCACGGAACAUGACUCCUCUCUGCAGUCAAUCUCGUUUCUGUCAACCAAGAUCUUUUUAGGAAGCUGUGCCUGAGUUUGUGGGGAAGUUUUCCCUGAGUUUCUGGCCUUCAUGUGCAUCCUGGCUGUGUCCUGCCUCGGUGGCAGGAGGAAAUGAGUUGCACGGGAUUUCCCAUGCAUCAGGCAGGCAGGGGGAAGCAGCCCCGGUAGCUCUCUGGCUGGGGACAGCUGGGGAGAUGAUGUGCCCAUGCUGCAGCAGAGACCUCCCCUGUGGCAGGAUGUGGCCAGACCCUGGGCCCCCGAGUGUGGGCUGCAUGGCAAGGAAACUCUGCCCAUAAAUGCCAACUACUUCUUCAGGACUGUGAACUGUGGGGCUGAUGCUUCUUUUGCAGGUCAGCAAAGGGCUGGCUUUUAUUCUGAGAGAAAUGUAUUGUGUGAAAAUUAUAAUGUGACUUGUUUUGUCAUUGUUUUUUAAUGUUUGUCUAGUAUGAACAUCUCGCCUCUUCUCAUUGCCUGCAGAUGUCUGAAGUUUGUUUUUUAGGUACUGAUGCCUUAUGUUAAAAAUCUGAAUUGUACCUUUGAAUUAUCUGCCUUAAAGCGGCCCUGUGCCUUCAAGACGACUCCUGGGCCACCUCUCUGUUAGAGCUGGGAGAUGUACUAAUUCUCCCUCAUGUUUUAUAAAUACAUUGUCUUCCUACAAG
Molecule: messenger RNA, 7091 nt
Organism: Colius striatus (speckled mousebird)
Lineage: Eukaryota; Metazoa; Chordata; Aves; Coliiformes; Coliidae
Gene: B4GALNT3
Product: beta-1,4-N-acetyl-galactosaminyltransferase 3
Exons: 20
Coding region: 1-3180 (1059 amino acids)
Cellular component (GO): Golgi cisterna membrane
Molecular function (GO): acetylgalactosaminyltransferase activity
Source: RefSeq, a predicted model, not a curated record